AGAUGUCAUAUGUGACAGGACACUCCUGAAUCAAGAAACCCCAAGCUGAUGUCCCAUGUGACAAGACACCCCCAAGAUCAGGAAACCCCUUACAAAUCUUGUGACAGGGUUCCUCCAGAUCUGGAGCUCUCACCCAGAAAAUAUCCCACGUGACAGAGCACCCCAGAUAAGGAAUCUACAGGCAGAUAUUACAUGUGAACGUUUCUCCCAUGUGAAAGGACAACCCUGAUCUGCAGCUCUUAUCCAGAAGGUCCCGUGUGACAGGUCACCCCUAUCUGGAGCCUUCACCAGGCAGAUGGGCUUCCUACAAUCUGGAGCUUGCACCUAGCAGAUGUUCUAUGUGACAGGGUACCCCCCACCAAAUGAGGAAACCCCAAGCAGAUCUUCCACGUGAUAGGGCACCUCUGAUCUGGUACCCCCACCCUUCCAAUGUCCUAUGUGACUGGGACCCCCAGAUCAGCUGCUGACGCUCCUGUUUCCUCUCUCGUUCUUGAGAUUCUCACAGCUCCAAAUAAGUGGAGCCUGGAGUAGGGAGAUCUGUGAGGAAACUAGAGAGGAGGCAGCAACUGAUCUCACGACCUAAAAAUAAUCCCAGCUCCAGCCUCAUCCAUCUGAUAGAAGCCCCCAGAGCGGGACCUGCCCUGACUAAUACCAGAGACCUGGAGCCUCAGACCCCCACAAGGAAGAAAUGAGCCUCUCGUUCUGUGGUAACAACACAAAUGCCUCCUACAAUGUGAACAACGGGGUGCUGAACAAUAUCUGCUUCCUGGACGCCCUGAACCUCGUCCCUCAUGUCUUCCUGCUGUUCAUAACUUUUCCCAUUCUGUUCAUAGGAUGGGGAAGUCAAAGCUCAAAGGUCCAAAUUCACCACAACACUUGGCUGCAUUUCCCGGGACACAGCCUGCGAUGGAUCCUGACCUUUGUGCUGCUGUUUGUCCAUGUGUGCGAAAUCGCAGAGGGCAUCGUGUCCGAUACGAAGAUGACGUCGCGGCACCUCCACCUGUUCAUGCCGGCCAUUGUGGGAUUUAUUGCUGCAACCACGUCCAUUAUCUAUUACCACAACAUUGAGACGUCAAACUUCCCAAAACUGUUACUAGCGCUCUUCCUCUACUGGGUCUUGGCCUUUAUCUCAAAAACGAUCAAGCUUGUGAAGUAUUGUGAAAAUGGCAUUGGGGUCCACCAGCUACGGUUCUGCAUCACUGGGGUCAUGGUGAUCCUGUACGGCCUCCUCAUGGCAGUGGAGAUCAAUGUCAUCCGGGUCCGGAAAUAUGUGUUCUUCAUGAACCCUCAAAAAGUAAAACCCCCAGAGGAUCUCCAGGACCUGGGAGUGCGCUUCCUGCAGCCAUUUGUCAACUUACUUUCCAAAGCAACAUACUGGUGGAUGAACCCGGUAAUCAUCGCUGCACACAAGAGGCCGAUCGACCUGAAAACCAUCGGUAAAUUACCAAUAGCGAUGAGAGCGCUCACCAACUACGUCAGCCUGAAAGACGCUUAUGACGACCAGAAGAAAAAGGUGAUUGAUCAGCCUCACAAGACUCCAUCCAUCUGGGUCGCCAUCUAUAAAGCAUUUGGGCGUCCAAUCUUGUUGAGCAGCACCUUCCGGUAUUUGGCUGACCUUUUGGGGUUUGCUGGUCCUCUGUGUAUAUCGGGGAUCGUCGAGCAUCUCCGAGACACCAAUAAAACCAAAAUAGAUCAGGACCUGCCCAGCAGCCCGUUCAUCAGUGUCUGCUUCCUUUCUUCAAAGGAGUUUCUGGAGAAUUACUUUGUAUUGGCUGUCCUUUUAUUUUUGGCUUUAAUUCUCCAGAGGACGUUCUUGCAAGCGUCAUACUACGUCACCAUAGAGACCGGGGUCAACUUUCGGGGGGGUUUACUGGCCAUGAUCUACAACAAAAUCCUCAAGUUGUCCACCUCCAACAUGUCCAUGGGAGAGAUGACCCUGGGGCAGAUCAAUAACUUGGUGGCCAUUGAGACCAAUCAACUGAUGUGGUUCCUCUUCCUGUGCCCAAAUCUGUGGGCAAUGCCUGUUCAGAUUAUCAUGGGGGUCAUCCUCUUAUAUAAGCUGCUGGGUGUCAGCGCUCUGGUGGGUGCCGCGGUCAUCCUCCUUCUCGCUCCGGUACAAUACUUCAUUGCUACGAAGCUGGCGGAGGUUCAGAAGAACACACUGGAUUAUUCCACCGAGAGGUUAAAGAAGACAAAUGAGAUUCUGAAAGGCAUUAAGCUGCUGAAGCUGUACGCCUGGGAGAACAUCUUCUGCUCCAGCGUGGAAGAGACCAGGAUGAAGGAGUUAACCAGUCUGAAGACAUUUGCGCUUCACACCUCCCUCUCCAUAUUCAUGAACGCAGCCAUCCCCAUAGCGGCCGUGCUGGCGACAUUUGUGACCCACGAAUAUGUGGAGAGCACGACCCUGACUCCGGCCAACGCCUUUGCAUCCCUGUCGUUAUUCCACAUCCUAGUCACUCCACUCUUUCUGCUGUCCACGGUGGUCAGAUUUGCCGUGAAGGCGCUUGUCAGCGUUCAGAAACUAAACGAGUUCUUCACAAGUGACGAGAUCAGGGACGACAGUGCAAGGAAUGGAGACUCCCCUGCCCUACUGGAUGCCUGCAGGAAACAUCCUGGAAUUCAUUCAAGAGCCAUCAACAGGAAGCAGCCCCUGAGGUACCAGCUGGACAGGUACGAACAGUCCCCGCGGAGACAGAUACGCUCCCCAGGCAGCGAAGAAGCCGCAAUCAAGGUGUACAACGGCUACUUCUCCUGGGGGACAGGCUUAGCAACAUUAUCCAAUAUUAAUAUCCAAAUACCAACAGGUCAGCUGACCAUGGUGGUGGGACAGGUUGGGUGUGGAAAAUCCUCGCUGCUGCUCGCCAUUCUUGGAGAAAUGCAGUCGCUGGAAGGAAGAGUUUGUUGGAACAAACUCCCCCCUGAAAGUGACUGGGGUACAGAUGAACUCUUCAGCGUAGGAGAAAGUGACCCCUCUCCUGACGAUGAUGACAGUAAGAACAGGUAUUCAGUGGCAUACGCUGGACAGAAGCCUUGGCUGCUCAAUGCCACCGUGGAGGAGAAUAUCACCUUUGGGAGCCCAUUUAUCAAACAAAGAUAUAAAGCUGUAACUGAGGCAUGCUGUCUACAGCCGGACAUUGACCUCCUGCCAUUUGGAGAUCAAACAGAAAUAGGAGAAAGGGGGAUCAAUUUAAGUGGUGGACAGCGGCAGAGAAUAUGUGUGGCGCGGGCGCUGUAUCAGAACACCAGCAUUGUAUUCCUAGAUGAUCCAUUCUCGGCUCUGGAUAUACACCUCAGUGACCACUUGAUGCAGGAGGGGAUCCUGAAGUUUCUGCAGGAGGAUAAGAGGACGGUAGUUCUGGUGACGCACAAGCUGCAGUACUUGACCAACGCUGACUGGAUCAUUGCCAUGAAGGACGGCUUCGUUCUCAGAGAGGGGACAUUGAAGGAUAUUCAGAAUAAUGACAAUGAAUUGUACGAGCACUGGAAAACCCUGAUGAACCGUCACGACCAAGAACUGGAGAAGGUCAUCCACAUGCAGGACACAGAAGCGGACCAGGCCACGCUAGAAAGGAAGACCCUGAGGCGAGCCAUGUACUCCAGGGAAGCCAAAGCGCAUCAGAUUGAGGAGGAGGGUGACGAGGAAGAAGAAGAGGAGGAUGAAGAAGACGAGAUGUCUACUGCCUUGAGGCUCAGGACAAAGAUGCCGUGGAAGACCUGUUGGAGGUACCUGACCUCUGGUGGAUACUUUCUGCUCUUUUUGAUGGUUUUCUCUAAGCUUUUGAAGCACUCGGUAAUCGUGGCCAUCGACUACUGGCUGGUCCGCUGGACAGCGCCAUCGCAAAAUGUCAGCAGAGACUCGUAUAACAUGACGGCAGGGAAGAAUGCAGAUGAUCGGACAUAUUAUGUGAUGGGGUUCUGCAUCCUCAGCGCCUCUGGAAUCGCCCUCUGUCUCAUCACCUCACUGACCGUGGAGUGGUUGGGCCACACAGCUGCCAAAAAUCUACACGAUAAUCUGCUGAAGAAAAUCAUCCUGGCACCAAUCAGGUUCUUUGACACAACACCACUCGGUUUAAUCUUAAACCGUUUUUCAGCUGAUACAAAUAUCAUUGACCAGCACAUUCCCCCCACAUUGGAGUCUCUCACCCGCUCGACCCUCCUCUGUCUCUCAGCAAUUGGAGUCAUCAGCUACGCCAACCCAAUGUUCCUGAUUGCACUUCUCCCACUCGGCGUUGCCUUCUACUUCAUCCAGAAAUACUUCAGAGUUGCCUCAAAAGAUCUCCAGGAAUUGGAUGAUAACACUCAGUUGCCGCUGCUCUGCCACUUCUCAGAGACAGCCGAAGGUCUCACAACAAUCCGGGCCUUCAGACAUGAAUCCAGAUUCAAGCAGAGAAUGCUAGAGCUGACGGACACCAAUAACUUAGCCUAUCUGUUCUUAUCUGCUGCUAACCGGUGGUUGGAAGUCAGAACGGAUUACCUGGGAGCUUGCAUUGUGCUCAUGGCCGCGGUCACCUCCAUCACCUCUGGUCUCACCUUUGGUCUCACCUCUGGAAUCAACUCUGGAAUCGUUGGAUUGGGGCUCACUUAUGCCCUGACGGUAAGUAACUACCUUAACUGGGUUGUGAGAAAUCUGGCAGAUUUGGAGGUUCAGGUUGGAGCCGUGAAGAAGGUGAACAGUUUCCUAAACAUUGAGUCGGAGCCUUACGAAGGGACGAUGGAUCUGCAGCAAGUGCCGGAUGAUUGGCCAAAGAAUGGUGAAAUUAAGAUCAGCGACUUGUGUGUGCGAUACGAGUCUAACCUCAAGCCAGUCCUGAAACACGUGAAGGCGUAUAUUAAGCCGGGUCAGAAGGUCGGGAUCUGCGGUCGUACGGGCAGCGGUAAAUCAUCCUUAUCACUGGCGUUCUUCAGAAUGGUUGAUAUAUUUGACGGAAAAAUAAUCAUUGAUGGAAUCGACAUAUCUAAGAUCCCACUGCAUACGCUGCGAUCCAGGCUGUCAAUCAUCCUCCAAGACCCUGUACUGUUCAGUGGCUCAAUACGACUAAACUUGGAUCCAGAAUGUAAGUGUACAGAUGACAGGCUCUGGGAAGCUCUGGAUAUCGCACAGCUCAAGAAUCUGGUGAAGUCUCUGCCGGGAGGUCUAGAUGCCAUGGUCACGGAGGGCGGUGAGAAUUUCAGCGUCGGACAGAGGCAGCUUUUCUGUUUGGCCCGUGCGUUUGUCCGGAAGAGCAGCAUCCUUAUAAUGGAUGAAGCCACUGCUUCCAUCGACAUGGCAACUGAAAAUAUUCUGCAGAAGGUCGUAAUGACGGCAUUCGCUGAUCGAACAGUAGUCACUAUUGCACACCGAGUGUCCUCCAUUUUGGAAGCAGACCUAGUGUUAGUCUUUUCCGAGGGUAUUCUGCUAGAGAGUGACAGUGCAAGAACUCUCCUCUCCAACCCAGAUGGUCUUUUUACCUUUCUGGUCAAGAGUCACAAAUAGAAUCAAUCAGGUCAUCUUCACUGCUGUCUGCCUGCAUCGGGUUCAUACCAUCCUCACCGCAGACCUGGUGAUCGUGAUGCGCCGAGGGAACAUUCUGGAAUACGACACACCGGAGAGUCUCCUGGCACAGGAGGACGGGAUCUUUGCUUCCUUUGUCCGUGCCGACAUGUGA
Bufo gargarizans (Asiatic toad) is the source of this 5645-nucleotide messenger RNA. It is a transcript of the gene ABCC9, whose product is annotated as ATP binding cassette subfamily C member 9. Gene Ontology annotation, cellular component: membrane. Gene Ontology annotation, molecular function: sulfonylurea receptor activity; ABC-type transporter activity; ATP binding. Gene Ontology annotation, biological process: transmembrane transport; potassium ion transport. NCBI's taxonomy places the organism in Eukaryota, Metazoa, Chordata, Amphibia, Anura, Bufonidae. The transcript is spliced from 41 exons. The coding region runs from base 689 to 5473 and encodes 1594 amino acids. The record is from RefSeq and is a predicted model, not a curated record.